UUUUAUUGUUUUCUUUGUUUAAAAAAAAAAAAUUAUCUUUAGAUCAGUGAUUUGGUAUUUUGUAUAAAAAGUUUGUGGCUUGGAUUGUGGAGGUCUUGAUCUUUGGAGACAAUGAGGAACUUUUGAGGCUUUGUGUGUAUUUGCUUUGCUGUAUGAGAAGUCUGACUUGGAAGUUCAUCAAAUUAUUAUAAAUUGAGGUUAUGGCAUGGCAUGCAGUUAUUCCAAUGUCAGAGGAGAAAGCCUAGUUUCAGGGGAGAUUUUCUUGGGUAAUUUUAUUGUGUAAGAUGGUUCACCCAGCUUCUGAUGAGGCAUGGGUGAAGGACUCUGAGCCUGCCAUAGUUUCAGGAUCAAGACAGAAUGAUGCAAGUUCACCGUCUGGUUACAAGGUUGGAUUCCCCCCAAAGAGGAAACUAGUGACACAGUUUACUGACAGACUUAAGGAGACAUUCUUAGGCGAUGAUCCUUUACGGCCUUACAAAGAUCAGCCAAGAUCGAGGAAGUUUGUGCUUGGCUUGCAGUACUUGUUUCCGAUAUUUGAUUGGGGGAGAAACUACAAUCUUAAGAAGUUUAAAGGAGAUGCCAUUUCUGGAUUGACCAUUGCAAGCCUGUGCAUUCCUCAGGAUAUUGGGUACUCAAAACUUGCUUACUUGGACCCGCAAUUUGGGCUCUAUUCCAGUUUUGUUCCUCCAUUGGUUUAUGCUGUGAUGGGGAGUUCAAGGGAUAUUGCUAUUGGGCCAGUAGCUGUUGUGUCUCUACUACUUGGCACCCUUUUGCAGAAUGAGUUUGAUCCUGUUAAAGAAAAAUUACAGUAUGAGCGGCUUGCCUUUACCGCAACAUUUUUUGCGGGCAUCACUCAAGCAACACUUGGAUUUUUCAGAUUGGGGUUCUUGAUUGACUUCUUAUCACACGCUGCAAUUGUUGGGUUUAUGGCUGGUGCAGCAAUCACAAUUGCUCUUCAACAGCUCAAAGGAUUUCUUGGCAUAAAGAACUUUACAAAGGAGACCGAUAUAAUAUCUGUCAUGAAGUCCGUUUGGGGUUCAGUUCAUCAUGGUUGGAACUGGCAGACAAUAUUAAUUGGAUCAUCAUUCUUGGCUUUCCUUCUCUUUGCAAAGUACAUUGGAAAGAAGAAGAAGAAACUUUUCUGGAUUCCUGCAAUCGCACCAUUGAUAUCAGUUAUCCUCUCCACGUUCUUCGUUUACAUUACACGCGCUGACAAAGAUGGUGUUGCAAUUGUUCAACACAUAGAAAAAGGCAUCAACCCUUCCUCUUUACACAAGAUCUUUUUCGAUGGUCCAAAUGUUGUGAAAGGGUUCAAAAUUGGUGCAGUUGCCGGCAUGAUUGGCUUGACAGAAGCUAUUGCGAUAGGGCGAACAUUUGCAGGAAUGAAGGAUUAUCAGUUGGAUGGUAACAAAGAAAUGCUAGCAUUAGGGACAAUGAACGUGGUUGGUUCAAUGACUUCUUGUUAUGUAGCUACCGGUUCAUUCUCAAGAUCAGCAGUGAAUUACAUGGCUGGUUGCCAAACAGCAGUCUCCAAUAUAGUAAUGUCACUAAUCGUACUUCUAACACUAGAAGUGAUCACACCUCUGUUCAAAUACACGCCAAACGCAAUCCUUUCAUCGAUCAUCAUCUCCGCCGUUAUUGGCCUUAUUGACUAUGAAGCUGCACUUCUUAUUUGGAAGAUCGAUAAAUUGGAUUUCAUUGCUUGCAUGGGAGCCUUUUUUGGUGUAGUUUUCAAGUCUGUUGAGAUUGGCCUCUUAAUUGCUGUAGCAAUUUCACUGGCAAAGAUCCUGCUUCAAGUGACAAGACCAAGAACAGCUUUACUUGGUAAUCUACCCGGGACUACGAUAUAUAGAAAUACUGAACAAUACCCAGAGGCAACUAAAGUUCCUGGAAUACUCGUUGUGAGGGUUGAUUCAGCUAUCUAUUUCUCCAAUUCCAACUAUGUCAAAGAGAGAAUUCUAAGAUGGUUAAGAGAUGAAGAAGAUCAGUUAAAAGAAAACAAUCUACCGAAAAUAGAACACUUGAUUGUCGAGAUGUCACCUGUGAUUGACAUUGAUACAAGUGGAAUCCAUGCAUUGGAGGAGUUAUACAAGAGCCUUGCAAAGCAUGACAUUAAGCUUGUGCUUGCUAAUCCUGGUCCAGUGGUGAUGGAGAAACUCCAAUCUUCAAAGUUCACGGAGUUGAUAGGCCAAGACAACAUCUUCCUGACUGUUGGGGAGGCUGUAAUGACUCUUGCUCCAAAAUCAAGAGAAGAAGCUUGACAAGCUCAAUUUUCAUUCUUCUUUGUAUAUCAGAGCUUCAACUAGGUUGAAGGGAUGAAAACAACUUGGAGCAAACAUAUACAUAUAUAUAUAUAUAUAUCUUUGUUUGUAAAUGAUAAUAUAUAAAUCUUAAUUUGCAAAGUUUCUCUUAAAAGUUGUAAU
Messenger RNA from Dioscorea cayenensis subsp. rotundata (Guinea yam), 2423 nucleotides. Its product is annotated as sulfate transporter 1.2-like. Gene Ontology annotation, molecular function: secondary active sulfate transmembrane transporter activity. Gene Ontology annotation, cellular component: membrane. The record is from RefSeq and is a predicted model, not a curated record. Gene Ontology annotation, biological process: transmembrane transport. NCBI's taxonomy places the organism in Eukaryota, Viridiplantae, Streptophyta, Magnoliopsida, Dioscoreales, Dioscoreaceae.